GUUCACUGGAGCGACUCUAAAAUAUUCUCCUCUCUUCCUUCUCUACAGGGUUUUCAAUACUCAGCAAGGACGUUGUCGGUAGUGAAAAGUUGAUCAGAGGUGGGAAAAUGCAAGUCUUGGGUGUAGUUGCGGUAAUAUUAGCAGUGUACUGUGUACAUGCAAAGAUCUACUUUCGGGAGGAGUUUCUCGACGGUGAUGAAUGGAGAAGUCGCUGGGUAAACUCCAAACACAAAACUGACUAUGGAGAGUGGAAACUAACAGCUGGCAACUUCUAUGGAGAUGCUGAGAAAGACAAAGGCUUGCAAACAAGCCAGGAUGCUCGCUUCUAUGCCACCUCUGCCCGUUUUGAGCCUUUCAGCAAUGAGGACAAGCCUUUAGUCAUUCAGUUUACUGUGAAGCAUGAGCAGAAGAUUGACUGUGGUGGUGGUUAUGUGAAGGUCUUCCCUUCUGACUUGGAGCAGACUGAAAUGCAUGGAGAUUCCUCAUACUACAUCAUGUUUGGCCCUGAUAUCUGUGGGUACAGCACCAAGAAAGUACACGUCAUCUUCAAUUACAAGGGCAAGAAUCACCUCAUCAAGAAAGAGAUUAAGUGCAAGGAUGAUGAGCUGACCCACAUGUACACGUUGAUCCUGAAUCCAGAUCAGACCUAUGAGGUAAAGAUUGAUAAUGAGAAGGUAGAAUCUGGCAGCCUGGAAGAGGACUGGGACUUAUUGCCUGCUAAGAAAAUCAAGGAUCCUGAAGCUAAGAAGCCAGAGGACUGGGAUGACAUCCCAGUCCUCUGGCUUCUUAGCUUCAGGAUCCUUGAUUUUCUUAGCAGGCAAUAAGUCCCAGUCCUCUUCCAGGCUGCCAGAUUCUACCU
Messenger RNA from Notothenia coriiceps (black rockcod), 859 nucleotides. RefSeq names its product calreticulin-like. Gene Ontology annotation, molecular function: calcium ion binding. The coding region runs from base 108 to 824 and encodes 238 amino acids. Gene Ontology annotation, biological process: ERAD pathway; protein folding. Gene Ontology annotation, cellular component: endoplasmic reticulum; endoplasmic reticulum membrane. Lineage: Eukaryota; Metazoa; Chordata; Actinopteri; Perciformes; Nototheniidae. The record is from RefSeq and is a predicted model, not a curated record. The transcript has 5 exons.